CAAACCUUUCCAUUCUUUCUUUCCAUUCUUCAUUGAUUGAAGUUGCCAUUCUUUGCGCUGGUCCGCUUUACCUUCAUUUUAUCCCAACAUGCGUCAAUUCCUCCCUGCCUCUCUCUUCACGGCCUUGUUGUCGGCCUCGCGUGUCGCUGCCCACGGCCAUGUCACCAACAUCGUCAUCAACGGCGUCUCCUACGAAGGCUUCGACAUUGGCAGUUUCCCCUACGAGUCGGACCCCCCGGCUGUCGUCGCCUGGACCACUCCCAACACCGGCAAUGGCUUCAUCUCGGGCGACCAGCUGAGCACCGACGACAUCAUCUGCCACCAGAAUGCCACCAACGCCAAGGGCCACGCCGUCGUCAAGGCCGGCGACCGCGUCAACAUCCAGUGGACGGCCUGGCCCGACUCCCACCACGGCCCGGUCCUCGACUACCUCGCCGACUGCGGUGACAGCUGCGAGACCGUCGACAAGACCGAGCUCAAGUUCUUCAAGAUCGACGGCGUGGGUCUCGUCGACGACUCGGAGGUCCCUGGCACCUGGGGCGACGACCAGCUGAUCAAGAACAACAACAGCUGGAUGGUUGAGAUCCCCAAGUCCAUUGCUCCGGGCAACUACGUCCUCCGCCACGAGCUGGUCGCUCUGCACGGCGCCGAGGAGAAGGGCGGCGCCCAGAACUACCCCCAGUGCUUCAACCUGCAGGUCACUGGCGAUGGCACCGACAAGCCCGAGGGCACUCUCGGCACCAAGCUGUACACCGAGAACGAUCCCGGCCUGUACGUCAACAUCUACUCGUCCAUCUCGUCGUACACUCUCCCCGGUCCCUCGAUGUACUCCGGCGCCACCUCCAUCUCGCAGACCACCUCCGCCAUCACCUCCACCGGCACUGCCGUGACCGGCUCUGCGGCUGCCUCUGCCUCGGCCUCCACCACCGCUGCUGCCCAGCCCACGGCCUCCAGCUCGUCAAAGCCCUCCAUCAUCGUGUCCUCCAUGACCAGCGUGCCCAUCCGCAUCCCCUCUGCGCCCGCCCCCAGCCGCACCCCCGCUAGUUCCGCCCCCGUCUCCUCCUUCGCCACCACCCCCGUUCCCACCCCUGCUGCUCCCUCUUCCUCGGCUGCUGGCGGUGCGCAGUCUGUCUACGGCCAGUGCGGUGGUGUCAACUGGAAGGGCCCCAAGGUCUGCGCUGACGGUGCCAAGUGCAGCUCCAUGAACCCUUACUACUACCAGUGCCACCCCAAGUCUGCUUAGAGCUUCGUGAGGCAGGAGACGUGUAUUAUAGAUAGUUGUUAGUUGGUAUUUCAUAGUGGUUUGAAUGAAUUGUAUUCAGUUUUACAGGUUGAAAGGCAAUGGCAUCUAGUUUGACACAUCAGAAUAUGC
This is a messenger RNA of Aspergillus wentii DTO 134E9, 1372 nucleotides long. RefSeq lists its product as uncharacterized. The record is from RefSeq and is a predicted model, not a curated record. Gene Ontology annotation, molecular function: cellulose binding. Lineage: Eukaryota; Fungi; Ascomycota; Eurotiomycetes; Eurotiales; Aspergillaceae. Gene Ontology annotation, cellular component: extracellular region. Bases 89 to 1243 code for a protein of 384 amino acids. Gene Ontology annotation, biological process: carbohydrate metabolic process. The transcript has a single exon.